AUGCCGUCCUCGGUCUAUGUCCCCGUUCUCGUCGCCGGCAUGCUCAUCACCGGCUCCAGUAACUCUCUCUGGAGCAAGUGGCAGGACAUGCAAUGCGUCGAAAACUGCAAUGACCCGGCUCCGGCAAACCGUGUCCUCUACGAGCAGCCUGUCUGGCAGACUCUCCAGAUGUUCCUCGGAGAAAUGCUCUGCUUCCUUCCUGUCAUCUACGCAUGGCUCGCAUCCAAGCGCGCUCGCCCCGCCCUCCAGCUCCCACCUGAUGCAGAGGAAGAGCCCGCCGACGGUGCAAAGGCUCAGCUCUCCGUACAGCACCUUUCUGGCUGGAAGGUUCUUCUCCUCUGGUUCCCUGCAGCCUGCGAUCUUACUGGUACCACGCUUAUGAAUGUCGGCCUGCUUUACACUCCGGUCUCGAUCUAUCAGAUGACUCGUGGCGCUCUCGUCCUCUUCGUUGGCGUCUUGUCUGUGGUCUUCCUUCGCCGCCGGCUAUGGCUUUAUCAGUUGAGUAUCCCUUCUGUUUCCCCACCAUUGUUCCCAAUUAAGCAUAUCCACACAUGGAUGUCCCUUGUUACCGUUAUGGCGGGGGUUUCACUCGUAGGCUACAGCGGGUCCCUGAUCAAGGAUGCUAUCAGGGAACCAGACGUAGCUAGCCCGGCCUUUAUGGAGGAUGUGCCGCCACAGCCUAUUGAGGAGCCGGAGAUCACAAAGGUCCUCGUCGAGAAGAUCAUGGCUCGCUACUCCGUCGCUCCGCUGGUUGCCGUCGGCUGGGAAGGCCUGUUUGGUGCACUGACGAUCGUGCUUGCGAUGCCGCUUCUCGCCCACUAUUCGUAUAUCUCACCCUUCUUCGACCUUCCGCGCGGGUGGACGCAGAUGAUCAACACGCCUGCGGUGCUUUGGAGCGGAGUGGUCAUCGCAAUCAGCAUCUCGCUUUUCAAUUUCUUCGGGCUUAGCGUGACGCGACAUGUUAGCGCGACGGUGCGGAGUUUGACAGACACGUGUCGGACGCUGAGCAUAUGGAUCGUGAGCUUGGGCUUGGGGUGGGAGAAGAUCGUUUGGCCGAUCUCAGUGCUCCAGGUGUUUGGGUUUGGGUUGCUGGUAUACGGAACGUUCCUCUUCAAUAACCUUGUCACACUGCCGUUCUUCCUACGACCCGCAGCCGAAAGCGUUCCUACGGUAGACCCCUCUGAGGAUGUAGAAGAGAAUCGUGGGCUCCUCGCAGAACACGUGCUGGAUGAGACUGCUGCGCUGCCUGCCGACUUGGGCCAGAGCGGGUUCGACGCUCUACCGCCGCAGGAGCAUGCUGGUGCAGAGGCGCCGACGACGCGGCGAUGA
Fibroporia radiculosa is the source of this 1329-nucleotide messenger RNA. RefSeq lists its product as uncharacterized. The transcript has 10 exons. The record is from RefSeq and is a predicted model, not a curated record. NCBI's taxonomy places the organism in Eukaryota, Fungi, Basidiomycota, Agaricomycetes, Polyporales, Fibroporiaceae. Gene Ontology annotation, cellular component: membrane; intracellular membrane-bounded organelle. The coding region runs from base 1 to 1329 and encodes 442 amino acids.